Molecule: messenger RNA, 763 nt
Organism: Aegilops tauschii subsp. strangulata
Lineage: Eukaryota; Viridiplantae; Streptophyta; Magnoliopsida; Poales; Poaceae
Source: RefSeq, a predicted model, not a curated record
CUUCUUCUUCUCCUUCAUGUGGGCAACUUUUAUUUUACAUUUACAAAUGCAGUCUUGUAUAUGCUGCCCACUGUCGUUUUGGUCGUUUUUCUGUUUUUUGUUGUUAAGAAAAAGGGAGGUGGAAAGUCAGUGCCAAAUGCAUGGCAAUCCUUGGUCGAGCUUAUUCACGAUUUCGUGCUGAACCUGGUAAACGAACAAAUAGGUGGUCUUUUCGGAAAUGUGAAACAAAAGUUUUUCCCUCGCAUCUCGGUCACUUUUACUUUUUCGUUAUUUCGUAAUCCCCAGGGUAUGAUACCCUUUAGCUUCACAGUGACAAGUCAUUUUCUCAUUACUUUGGCUCUUUCAUUUUCCAUUUUUACGAUCGUUGGAUUUCAAAGACAUGGGCUUCAUUUUUUUAGCUUCUUAUUACCUGCGGGAGUCCCACUGCCGUUAGCACCUUUCUUAGUACUCCUUGAGCUAAUCUCUUAUUGUUUUCGUGCAUUAAGCUUAGGAAUACGUUUAUUUGCUAAUAUGAUGGCCGGUCAUAGUUUAGUAAAGAUUUUAAGUGGGUUUGCUUGGACUAUGCUAUUUUUGAAUAAUAUUUUCUAUUUCAUAGGAGAUCUUGGUCCCUUAUUUAUAGUUCUAGCAUUAACCGGUCUGGGAUUAGGUGUAGCUAUAUCACAAGCUCAUGUUUCUACGAUCUCAAUUUGUAUUUACUUGAAUGAUGCUACAAAUCUCCAUCAAAAUGAGUCAUUUCAUAAUUGAAUAAAAACGAGGAGCCGAA